Messenger RNA from Trypanosoma theileri, 1140 nucleotides. RefSeq lists its product as uncharacterized. The record is from RefSeq and is a predicted model, not a curated record. Bases 1 to 1140 code for a protein of 379 amino acids. The transcript has a single exon. Lineage: Eukaryota; Euglenozoa; Kinetoplastea; Trypanosomatida; Trypanosomatidae.
AUGCAGCAGGUGAAAAAGGAAGAGAAUGCUCCCUUAACCAACACAUUUUCUAUUACAAUUGUCGGUUCAGGUGUCUCUACGGCUAUUCCCGUUAUUGGUCACUUCUCUGGUAAUUGUGCCUGUGCGGCGGCAUUAAAGGAUAUGAAUGGACCCAAUAGACGUAAUAAUGUUAGUUUACUCAUUACAGUCCCAUCACGUGAUGCCUCUCAUUCAGAUGGAGCUGUUAAGCAUAUACUCAUAGAUUGUGGAAAAACAUUUCGUGAUGCCUAUUUUCGUGUACUUGCUAAACAUAAGGUUCAAUAUGUAGAUGCUUUAUUGAUUACACAUGAUCACGCAGAUGCCGUGGCUGGAAUAGAUGACUUGCGUGAUUUACAGUACAUGACUGUAGAUGAAAAUGAUGAUUGGUUUGUUAAACAGUAUAUUUCAACCUAUACCUCUGCGAAAACAGUAAAUAAUAUGAAAGAGCAAUUUGGAUAUAUUUAUCGUAAUAGUCGUUUAGUGGGUCCUGCCCCAGAAUCUAAAGAAGCUCAUGAGGCACUUCUACAGCAUUUCACUGAAGAAUGUAAACAAAAAAAGAUUUCAAAUAAUAUUGGUAAACGUCGAUCUACUGCAUUAGAUUUCUUUACCCUUCCAGAUACUAUCCCAACACCUUUUUACAUUCCAGCACUUGGAUCAGACUUCCCAAUGUAUGCUGUGCCUGUGGAACAUGGAGCGGGUUACAUGUCGCUUGGAUUUGUUUUUGGUCGUGGUGUUGCCUUUCAUAGUGUGGGAGCCACACCUCUUGAUAUUAAAGAUAAAAGUUGUGUUGUUUAUCUUUCGGAUGUUAGUUUUAUACCAGAAGCGGCCAUGUCAUUUUUACAAGAUCUUGUGAAGAUUGAUGUGUUGAUUGUUGAUUUAUUGUAUGGACCUGGUAAGCGACACCCCACACAUUAUUGUAUGGAUGAUGUCAUUCGUCUUGUAGAGUUAUUACAACCCAUCCGCACAUAUGGUAUUGGUAUGUACUGUGAUGUGGAGCAUACAAAAGGGAAUGAAUAUUUGUGUGAAAGACUGGAGGAACUCCGGCGUAAUGGCAAGUGUAGUGAUCGUGUAAUCUCUGUUAUGUUGGGAUUCGACGCACUUGAUAUUCCACUACCGUUGUAG